Molecule: messenger RNA, 4750 nt
Organism: Nicrophorus vespilloides
Lineage: Eukaryota; Metazoa; Arthropoda; Insecta; Coleoptera; Silphidae
Gene: ca
Exons: 11
Coding region: 111-4724 (1537 amino acids)
Molecular function (GO): protein binding
Source: RefSeq, a predicted model, not a curated record
GACAGCUGACAAGAAUGACAGCUCGCGAAAAACAAGUCGAUUGUUGUGUCGGUGCGGUGUGCGGAUUAAUUAUGAGCUAGAAAUAAUAAAGUGGGUGCAUUCGUUUAAAUAUGGCUCAAGCGACGCUGCAGGAUUUGUUCGAGCUGCAGUGCGUGUUGAGGAACGUGCAGAUAAUCAGAUGCGCCCGAGUCGAGAACGGCGUGAAACAAUUGCUCGCACUAGUUACGAGCAAUGGAGAGAUUGUGCUGCACUACACCUUCGGGGAGCUUCCAGCAGUGAUCAAGAGGAUCCCCUGGCUGACGGAGACGGCCAAGAGCAUCGAAGCACUCUGCUUUGAUCCGUUCGCUAAUUGGCUGCUCGUUGUCACUCAAGACAGCUCUCUGUACAUAAUACCGGCGUUAAGUCUGGUUGAUAAGAAGCAAAAGGUGGACUGUAAAUGGUCGUUGUCCGAUGUGACUCACUUUAGUAAGCAUCAGAACGUUCCCGAAUUCAAGCCGAAAUGCGUGAUCUGGUGGCAGACGUUGGAUUGUAAUCAGAAUGCCCUGGUGGGUUACGAGAACGGUAACAUAGCGUUGAUCAGUCUGACCGAUGGAAGAUGCAUCGGUGUCUGCUCGGUCACGGAUUCGGUGCGGCAGCUGUACGUGUGCCAGGACAACUCUCUGGACUCUAUAUUUCUUCUGAUCAACGGAGAGAGUGGGCAGCAAUGGAGAUUGGUGCUGGAGCAUCAUUCCACCGGGUACCAGUGGCCUCCGGAUGCGGCCGUCGUCUGCGAUGACAGCACCAGGUCCCGGUUGUACAGCUUGAAGCAGAUGGGCGUCGAUAAGCUGGUUUCUCUGAAGCAGCGGAUUGUCGAUGGAGGAAAGCAUCAUUCCCGAAGGAACAGCCAGACCAGCGACACGGCCAGUGAGUCUUCGCACUCGGAACAUUCGAACCAUUCCUCGCAUUCGGUUCCCGAGCUUCUGCCGCACCUCUGUGAUACGUACUUCUCGCCGCAGUACGCACGCAGCAGAUACCUCUUCUGCGCCUUCUACAAGCCCUCCAGUCUAUUAACUGUACACACGGUGGACGUGGAAUCGGCCCCCCUGUACGUGCACAAAUUGCCACCCAGAUCCGAUUGGCUGCUCCUCACCGACAAGCUGAUCUACAUCAUCAACAGCCAAUACAAUGCGGUGUCCAUCGUCAGCGCUCACCUAUCCGAAUGCAAGCUAGAAGGAGAUUCGGAAUUCAAUGAGGAUUCGUUGAUCGGCCAUUUCAGCGUAGAGAACGAGCGCAUCCUGAACAUCUACAAGGUAACAGACACGACUCUGCUGAAAGGUCGUAAAGAUAACAAGAAGGAGAAGAGCUAUUCCUUGCCGAAGACUGUGGAUGAACUUAACAUUCCCAAGAUGAAGAUCGACACUUGCGUAAUCGUCACCAACAAUUCCGUGUACAGAAUCAUUGUCAGAUCUUCGCCAAUCAAAAAGUUCAUCACAUUCGUGAACGAAGACUGGAACCUGAUCAAGGCUGAAAGACUGGCGCUCGUCUUCGGUCUGAACAUGCAGCAGCUAUUCGAGAGUUGCGGUGAUCUCCUCAUCGGCAACCAUUCCUUCCAUCAAGGUCUGAUGCUCUACAAGCAAUCGAAAGUUCAUCUGCUGAAGAGAGUGCUGAAGCUGGCCGUGUCCGCCGACUGCAAAGCGCUCCUCAAGUACAUCAAUCUCUGUUUGAGCACAAGCAAAGUGGACAUGUCGAUGGCCACGAAGAUACACAUCGGCAAUUUAGCGGUCAUGGCGCACACGGAGAUGGUGCUCAGGCAUCCCGGACAUCUUCGAACCAUCUACACCAAAGAUUUCAUGACUUUUCUCUGUUACGAAGAGUACUAUGACCAAGUGCUUGCGGUGAACGUGGCUUGCCAGGCGGGGCACUGGAACGUCGUCACGCUGUUAGCACGAAGCCGCGGUCUACAGCCGGAGGUGGUCGCCGCCCUCAGUCAAGUCAUCCAAUCGGCUCGUUCCAUUCGCGAGUCGGAGGGAGGUUUCCUGUACGCCCUCUCCGAACCCUGCCUGACGCAGAGCCUCCUCAUCUAUCCAAGCUAUUCCCUCAUCAUCCUGCAUUACGUGCGCAACAAUCUCCAUCUGUUUCCCGUUGACAUCCUGCGACGAUUCACAGUGCAGUUGGAUCCGAGUCAGCCGUGCGCGUUGCCCGUAGUCAGCAAGAUCUUCCAGAAUAACCAUGGCAACAAGGGUUCAGGCCUAGACUCCACCUUGGACUCGGUGGAGUACGAACCGCCCAGCUGCAGCGGCGCCCUCGUCAAAGAGUUCAUCGAGUGCUUCAUUCUGGUGGUGCUCACGUUGAUCGACAAGGACGACGACAAAAAAUACGACAUCAGCUUACUGGAGAAGACCAAGGGAUGUGGUUACCAUGGAGAUCAACAGCAGGUGCUGAAAGAACUGCCGCGUCUGCAUCCGCUGAGCUGCGGAUACGAGCACGCUGCCGUCGUUCGAAACAAUUGCGUGUACACUAUGGGUCUUGCUACGUCGGGUUGCUUAGGUCUUGGUCCUCUCCUCACUCAGAGCAGUUCAUCCAAGCUCGUGCAAACUUUAGCUGAUCUCAAGGUGAAGGUGAUCAGCGUUAGUUGCGGCAGAAGACACACUCUAGCCUUGACCAAUUUCGGGGUGUACGCUUGGGGUUCGAAUGCGCACGGGCAGUUGGGUCUGGGCAGUUCCGUGCAGGAGUCUCCGUAUCCGCAAAUGAUCACCACGCUCUUCGACAAGAGGAUUGUGGACGUGGAGGCCGGUCAGUAUCACAGCACCGCACUCACGGUGACCGGUCAAGUGUACACCUGGGGCUGGGGUAUUCACGGACAGUUGGGUCACGGCACCUGCAACAACGAGUUUGUACCGCGACUCCUCGAUUUCAACAUGACGGUGAAGCAGACUGCCGCCGGACAUGCCCACACUCUGAUCCUUACUUCCGAUGGAAAGACCUAUGGCUUCGGCUCCAACCUUUUCGGUCAGUUGGGCUCUUGCAACGUGGACAGCAGCAAAACGACAAUUCCAAUCUGGGUGCUCGUCAUGCCCGACAUUUACACGCCCAUCGAACGUAUAUCCACCGCAUACUUUCAUAACGUGGCUGUGAGGGCGGAUCAGGAGGUGUACACGUGGGGCGCGAAUCCGCAGGAGGUACGGAUGUGUCAGUCGAAGUUCAGUCAGAAGCUGAACGUGUACGGAAGCAAGCCGUACGAACCGUGGAAAGCGAGCUUAAACAUCUACUCCAGCGGCAAUCAGAAGUCUGUCGACGAGUGUUCGGUGGGGUACAGACACAGCGCCCUGCUGCACGGUGGGAAACUGCUGUGGGGUUGCAGCAGAGACGGAGAACUGUGCGAACCGAAAAUACGUGAGCAAGAUCUGCUACGUGGAAUGCACCAGAAGUUCAUGCACGUGUCGUGCGGGCCCGAUUUCAUCAUGGCCGUGGAGAACUGCGGGAAGGUUUUGGCUUGGGGUAACAACCACAUGGCUCAGACUAUCCUAGGUAAGUCGUUCGACGACCAUCGCCACAGUGAGGGCAAAGUGGUCAUCAUGAGGAAUACGAAGCGGAUCAUAAAGAUCCCGAGCAGCGUUCCGGCCAACUCGGAGGGUUACCCAGUGGAGGUGCCCGGUUUGCCAACGCUGGCCAUCAACUACGGUACAGAGGACGAACGCGAGGAGGCUAAAAGAUUGCCGUUCUACGCGAUCCUCACCGUGGAGAACCGCCGACGACCUUACCACAUCUACACGAAGCCCCUCACCAAGACUAACUUCAACCCGGAGUUCCUGUGCACCGUGCCACAUCUGACCAUCGGUCAGAGGACACUUCACUACGUCCUCGAGACGUAUCACGGUCACUACGACGCCGAGUCCGUACUCUCCAAGUGCUUGGAGCUGCGCAACCAUCAGGCUGCCAGCAAACUCUCCAUCCUCGACGGCCACUUCGGCGACUCCCUCGCCUAUCAGCUGCAAACCUUCAAAAGCUUCAUGGACUCUUCAUCGCUGCAGCUGAAGUCGUCCAACAACGGCUACGACCUCAACAUCCUCGGUGAUCUGCGCAAGAACGAGUUCAACGGCAUCCGUUUCGAGUUCGGCGCUCUCAAUUCGCCGCCUCAGCACAUCCUCAGCUCGAGCUCAUCCCUGGACAGCAUCCGGCAAUGGGGUGACGAUCUGGACCAUCAGGGAGGCCGCGAGAGUCCCUGCCAGAUGGCCGAGAUGGGUGACAUCAAGCAGUCGAUGACGCAGUACGUUCAAUCGGUACGUAACGACGGCACCAUAACGACCAUCUCGAAGGUGAUCGAGGAGAAGCCUCGCUACCAGAAGACCCUGAUCACCAUAGACACGGAAGUGGACGCUAUGUACAAGGAUGCGCGCACCAGGGAGGUGAUCAAGACGGCAGCACUCCUCGUCGAGUUCUACAUCCGUAAGACGUACAACUCGGAGAACCACAUCCUCAUGCAGAACAUCCUGCUGAAAUGCAUCGAGUUCUGGCUGAACGGAGGCCUUCCUGUGACCAUCCUCGAGAUGGUCCUGCUGAAAAAUAUGGAUAAGUAUUUCUACCCGCUCUCCAUUCUGCUCUUCUGCAAGAACUUCAAUAACAAUCUGGGCGAGGAGAUCGCCGAGAACGAGAGACCCAGCUCGGCGAGAUUCCUGAAAGAGUUCUCCACCAAGUUUUGCCUUGAACUGUGCUCGAUGGUCCUCGAAAACGUGAACAAAGCGUAAGUCUCUCAGAAGAACGCAGAGAUAUA